AUGCUCUCUCCGCCUACCGGGCCGCUGUUCCUCUCUCCGCCCACGACCGCGCCGCCCUCCGCGUGGCUCUCCGCGCCGUGGGAUGCCUCGCGCCGCAGCUGGGGGCGCCGGGAACGCCCCUGGGCCUUGAUGAUGGUGACUGGGUCCAUCAGAGGCCUCGUGUGCUUUCGGAGAAGCACGAAGGCGAGGAAAUUGAAGGACAUGCAGAUGACAGAGCUGGAGCAGAUAGAGAAGACGCCCAAGAAAGUGCCCGCGAGACAGAAGAGCAAGAAGAAAGAGAUUCCAAAGGCUUCAGAGUCAGAUGUAGAACUUGAACUGACCAGUUUGGAGGCGGAGGAUCUUCAGAUCAAAAAGCCGACUUCCAAGUCUGGCAAGAGCAAGAAGGAGCUACAGAUGUCGCCCGAGGAGUCGGUGCUUGAGAAGGAUGAGACGAAGCUGCGGUCACAGAGUGGACCGGGGCAGGACAAAGCGGUGAGGGCAGUGGACACUGAGGAGUUUCAGGCCGACCGAGCUGAGGCGGAAACCAAGAAGUGCCAAACAGUGGUGGCCGCUCCAGUCACUGCCGCUGAGGAAGAGAUGGAAGUGAGCCACACACGAGGGAGAACGGCGAAGGCUUCACCCAAAAGCAGGUCGAGUCAGGUGGACAUGCAAGAUGGCCAAAUCUCCAAGAUCUGGGAAAGCAUCCAGAAGAAGUACGGCAUCGAAGUGGAGGAGGAGCCCAUGCCCACGCCGUGCGCCACGUUCUCCACAGGGAGCUUGCCUUUGGAUCUGGCACUCGGCGUAGGCGGUCUGCCCUACGGCCGGAUCCUCGAGGUUUAUGGCCCUGAAACCAGUGGGAAGACCGCCCUGGCCCUCAGCUGCUGCAUCUCCUUGCAACGCUCUGGCCGCCGGAAGAACUGUGCCUUCAUCGAUGUGGAGCAUGCCUUCGACUCCACGUUUGCCAAGAAGAUGGGCUUACAGUUUCAGAAGCAGCAUUUCUCUUACUGCAAGCCUCCAAGUGCGGAGAUUGCACUUGACAUGGCCGGAGAUUUGGCUGAAAGCAACGCGUUUGACCUCAUUGUCAUUGAUAGUGUGGCGGCUUUGCUGACGGAAGAGGAGAGGCAGAAGGACAUGACGCAACACUGCAUGGCUGCCCGAGCCCAGUUAUUAGGCCAAUUCAUGCGCAAAGUGGUGCCGAUCUGCGAUGAAAACCAGACGUCUGUGCUGUGCAUCAACCAGUUGCGGAAGAACUUCAGUGGUUACGGCCCGCCUGAAAUCACCACCGGCGGGGAGGCACUGAAGUACGCGGCCAGCGUCCGCCUGGAGGUCCGCAGCCCGGCGAGCGGGAAGAUCAGCAAAUCUGGCGAGGUCGUCGGCAUCCGGCAGAAGGUCACCGUGCGAAAGAACAAGUUGGCACCAGGCUUCCGCACAGCGGAGCACGACGCUGUUCCGCGUCGUCUCGCGCGGAAUGUCUUCCCAGUGACCGGAGUGGGUGUUCCACGAGUGAUCGGCGGUGCAGUGACUGCUUGGGAUUUGAUGUUCGGCUCGAGCUCGGGGAGCUCGGGGAUUGUCUGGGCCGGCUCGGUGCUGGAGGCGGGCUUGCUCUCUGGCCUAGUGGAGAAGAAGGGUGCCUGGCUUCAGUAUGAGGAGCUACGCGCGCAAGGCAAAGAGAAGAUGGUGAAGCUCUUGAAGGACCAUCCCCAGGAGUGUGAAGCCCUGGAGAGCUCCAUCCGUGCGCGCGCGGCGGAGGGCGAGCUGCCGGAAGACGAGGUGCAGGACGUGGAGGAGUGA
Durusdinium trenchii is the source of this 1770-nucleotide messenger RNA. Lineage: Eukaryota; Dinophyceae; Suessiales; Symbiodiniaceae. The record is from the annotation of a GenBank genome assembly.